Messenger RNA from Venturia canescens, 1696 nucleotides. Its product is annotated as cytochrome b-c1 complex subunit 1, mitochondrial-like. Gene Ontology annotation, cellular component: mitochondrion. NCBI's taxonomy places the organism in Eukaryota, Metazoa, Arthropoda, Insecta, Hymenoptera, Ichneumonidae. The transcript has 9 exons. The coding region runs from base 95 to 1564 and encodes 489 amino acids. The record is from RefSeq and is a predicted model, not a curated record. Gene Ontology annotation, molecular function: metal ion binding; metalloendopeptidase activity.
UAGAUAUAUGCAUCAGAAAAAAAACACAUUCAAAAGAUUCACGUGAAAAGCGAUUGUCAUUUUUUUUACGAUGUCAAAUAACCGACAUUGAAUCAUGCAGUGGCUCAGAAGAACGUCAACUUUAUUAAGAGGAUUAUUAAAACCCAAAAAACUUCAGGCGAGCAGUUUCAAAGUAUCAUGGCGAAAUGGACAUUCUGAAUCGAGUCUCAAAGGACACUUGGACGUUCCGGAAAGUCCGUUGGAAUUUGUCGACCUGAAAAAUGGGAUGAGAUUAAUUUGCGAGUGCAAGGAUUCUUGCGUAACUACCGUAGGGUUCCUCGUUCCAGCCGGAUCGAUGCACGAACGACCGGAUGAACGCGGUGCUUCGUUGUUCAUGGAACAUUUGUUAUUUAGACGAACUCGAUGCCGAACUCGAGAAGAAAUUGCGGAGAUUCUCGAUCGAACUGGAGCUAAAUUGAGUGCAUUAGCAAUGCGCGAUAUGUUUCUUUUUUAUGGAACGAUACCUUCGCACGAUGUCGCGGUAAUUGUAGAAUUAAUGGUCGACGUAAUCCUCAACGGAAUUACGUGUGACGAAGACGUUGUUGCCGAACGAUGUAUUUUAUUGCGAGAACUUUGCGAAAUGGAAACAGAUUAUGAGAGGGUUGUCAUGGAUUAUCUUCCGACGUUGGCGUAUCAGGGCACUGAGCUUGGGAAAAGUGUUUAUCCUGAAACUUGUGUGAUUGAGAACAUGACGGUAGAUACGAUUGAGAGUUUUCGGACGCGUCUCUUCCAGCCAAGUUUAAUGACAAUGAUUUCGACGGGUGGAACGUCUUUUACGGACAUUCAGAAUUUAGCCAGUGAAUAUUUCGUGGGCACGAGUCAAGAUAACUGUCCGAUCGAAGGUCAAUGCACUCCAAAGGAUUAUCUAUGUUCACCCUGUUUCCGGUACACCGGUAGCGAUCUCCGAUUCCGUGACGAUGAUGUAUCUCUUGGUCAUGUGGCAGUUGCGGUUGAAGGACCAGGACACUUGGAUUGUGAGGAUCAUUGUACGCUUACGGUUGCUAAAGAAAUCGUCGGAUUCUGGGACUUGACAUUUGGAGGCGGUAAAAAUAAUUCGCCGCGUCUUGCGGAAUGCGCUUUCGGAACUGACAUGUGUCACAUGUAUAAAUCUUUCAACAUUGGAUGGGCGAAUACUGGACUCUGGGGCUGCUUUUUCUCCUGUGGAAAAAUGCAAUUAGAAGACAUGAUGUGGAUGGUGCAGAACGAGUGGAUGCGGCUGUGUAUGGAAAUAACGAGUCGCGAAGUCGCUCGUGCAGUGAAUCAGUGCAGAAUGCGUGAACUUGUCAGAGUCAACGAUUCCGUCGAUCGUUUCUACGAUAUUGCAAUUUGUCUCUAUCGCCGUGGAUGUUACGAACCUUUCAAUCACAGAAUAGCGAGAUACGAGAGCGUAACUGCCGAUAAGUUACGAGAAGUUGCGAACAAAUACAUAUAUGAUCAAUGCCCGGUGGUCGUGGCGGUUGGUCCAGUGGAAAAUCUCUUGGAUUACAAUCAUAUUCGAUCGUCCAUGUAUCGGAUACGUUAUUGAAUUGUCGCCGCGCUUAUAACCAAAAUAAUUAUAACUAUAACCAGCGUUAUUAUUAAUUCAGUUUUAUUGAUAUUCAUUCGUCGAUAGUGAUAGAUGAUCGCGAUGCCAUUGAAUAAAUGAUCGAGAAUAAUA